AUGACUACUGACAAGCGAAGAAUCCUCGUCAAUGGUGGUGGCCCAGCAGGCUCGGUCACUGCCUUCUGGUUAGCAAAGGCCGGCUUCGAUGUCUUGGUCACAGAACGUUCCACAACCAAGCCUUUAGGUCAAGGCGUCGAUGUCACCAACAUGGCAGUCGACAUCAUGAAGUACAUGGGCAUCUAUCAGACGAUCAAAGACAGUACCACAGGCGAGCAAGGCAUCACACUUGUCGACGACGACGGCAAAAAUGUAGCCCCAGCAGUUGGUACUGCUCCAGAGAAAGGUGGCACUCUCUCCGUCACCCAAGAGAUCGAAAUAAUGCGCAGCGACCUCACCAGAGUCGUCGCGGACGCCGCAAAAGCACUGCCCAACGUCGAAUACCGCUACGGCUGCACCAUCGAAGCCAUCAAGCAGGACGAAAAGGGCGCAACAGUAACCCUCUCCACCAGCUCCACCCCCGAACGCUUCCACGCCAUAAUCGGCGCCGACGGCACACGCUCUCGCGUCCGCAACCUCGCCUUCUCCAAACACGCCAACGACACCUGCACAGACCCCAAGAACACCUACGUCGGCUUCUUCUCCAUGGCCGGCGAUCCUUCCUACGACAUUCCCUUCGCUAAACUCCAGCACGCCACGGGGGGCCGCACCGCGUUCAUUCGACCAAUUGAUCGGGGAGGGAGGAGGUCUUCGGGUUAUAUUAUGUGUACCAAGAAGGACGAUGCCCUGGCCCGCGUGGCGGAAUCUCGAUCUAUGGAUGAACACAAAGAUGCCCUGGCGACCCUCUUCAAAGAUAUGCGUGGUGUUGGACCGAGGAUUUUGAAGGGGAUGUAUGAUGCUGAGGAUUUCUAUUUUACGCGGAUUGUGCAGAUUAAGCUGGACUCCUGGCAUAGUGGACGCUGCGCUCUGGUUGGAGAUGCUGGGUAUGCGCCCUCUCCUCUUACUGGUCAGGGCACGACGCUGGCGAUUAUUGGGGGGUAUGUGUUGGCGGGUGAGAUGGCCAGGAGUCCGGAUGAUUUGAAGGUGGCGUUUGGGAGGUAUAGAGAUGUUUUGAAGACGUUUGUGGAGGAGAGUCAGACGAUUCCACUUGGGGGGAGGGCGCCGGAGUUGGUGAAUCCGCAGAGUGAGUGGGGGAUUUGGAUUGUUAGGACGCUGUUCUGGUUUGUGAGUGUUACGGGGGUUUGGAGGUGGUUCAAUUUUGGGAAUGAGACGAUUAAGGUCGAGAUACCGGAGUAUGAGUUCAAGAUCAAGGAGUAG
Fulvia fulva is the source of this 1257-nucleotide messenger RNA. RefSeq names its product Monooxygenase CTB7. Gene Ontology annotation, molecular function: FAD binding. The record is from RefSeq and is a predicted model, not a curated record. NCBI's taxonomy places the organism in Eukaryota, Fungi, Ascomycota, Dothideomycetes, Mycosphaerellales, Mycosphaerellaceae. Bases 1 to 1257 code for a protein of 418 amino acids. The transcript is spliced from 2 exons.